AUGAAUAUUUUAAUAUUCUCUUCUUUAUUGAAAAUACCAGUCUUUCCACCAAGUCCAGGUUGUCUUUAUUUAUUGACUACUGCAAUUGCUAACUUAGUAUUUGUUGGUUAUUUACUGCUGACUCGUAUUUUGAUCUCUGGAUUCUUUAUUCCAGUAACAAAUACAAUUAAUUUUAUAUGUAAAUCACGUUUUUAUAUUGGUCAAGUUUGCAUGUUUACAUCACUUUUCUGUACUAGUUUUGCAACUAUUGAUCAAUAUUUUAUAUCAAAUCGAUCUGUAAGAAUUCGUCAAUUGAGUCACUUGUCCUUUGCAAGAAUAAUUAUAUUAGUUUCUGUUUUUCUUUGGUGUUCAAUAAAUAUACCAGUGUUAUUUCUUUACAAUGUAUAUCCAAAAAAUAAUGGAACAUCAACUGUAUGUACAGUAUAUUCUCCUGCUUGGUCAUUUUAUUACACAUAUUUUCAAAGUUUGUUCUUGCUUUGUCUUGUACCUUUAUCAAUAUUUAUAAUAUUUGGUAUUUUGACAAGAAGAAAUCUUCACUCUGUACGUCAAUUUCAUCGAUCAAUUUCUCGUCAAAUGACCAAAAUGAUUCUUUUACAAGCAACAGCAAUGGGACUUUCUCUUUUCAUAGCUACUGUUCAAAUAAUUUAUCAAUCAGUAACGAUGAAUAUUCAAAAAGAUGCAUUACGUAAUGCUCAAGAUAAUAUAUUUAAUACAGUUGCUAACUUAUUGACUUAUGGCACUUAUUUUGGAGACUUUUAUAUUUAUUUAUGUUCAUCAAAAUCUUUACGUCAAGCUUUAAAAAGAAUAAUAUUCAAUCAUGAAACAACUCAGUCAAUAACCAAUACAAUGUUUUCUAUUCAAAACCAAAAAGGAACUAUAACAAAUCAGAAUAAAGUACAACCUAUAGAAAAGAACAAUAGUUAA
Rotaria sordida is the source of this 924-nucleotide messenger RNA. The record is from the annotation of a GenBank genome assembly. Lineage: Eukaryota; Metazoa; Rotifera; Eurotatoria; Philodinida; Philodinidae.